CAAGCAGAUGAAAUCUACUGGGCUGUGAGUAAGAUGGCAUUUCAGAGCUACUUACUGGUGGUUUAUCUCUGUCUCUCUUGGACUGAGCAUGUGACUGGGCAGCCAUGUGUAGAUGGGUACAUACUCAACACCAAUGGAACAUGUGUCGACCAGGAUGAGUGUCUCACGGGUCCAUGUGGACCCUACUCAAUCUGCCACAACAGGAUUGGAGGGUUUCACUGCACUUGCCAGACUGGAUUCGCCUCAGUGUCCAAUCAGUUGCUCAAUGGUAAAACAGUGUCAUUCUGUCGAGAUGUGAACGAGUGUCUCUCUCGCCCCUGUGGGCCCACUGCAAUCUGCCACAACACUGAGGGGAGUUUUUAUUGUACUUGUGAUCGAGGAUUUUACUCUGUCUCUGGAAACUAUCAGUUUGCUGGUGAAGCUGAGUCCCACUGUAGAGAUAAAGACGAAUGUCUGUCUGAUGUAUGUUCGUCCAAUGCAACCUGUCACAAUACUGAAGGAAGCUUUUACUGUACGUGUAAUCAAGGCUUUUACUCUGCGUCUAUCGAUCGCCAGUUUGCUGGUAAAAACAAGUCCUCCUGUAAAGAUAAAGACGAAUGUCUGUCUGAUGUAUGUCCGUCCAAUGCAACCUGUCACAAUACUGAAGGAAGCUUUUACUGUACGUGUAAUCAAGGCUUUUACUCUGUGUCUAUCGAUCGCAAGUUUGCUGGUAAAAACAAGUCCUCCUGUAUAGAUUACAAUGAGUGUGAGACUUAUCCAACAAUAUGUGGAGAUAAUGCAAGCUGCCAUAACAAUGCAGGGAGUUUCUAUUGUACAUGCCAUGAAGGAUUUGCCCGGUCAAAUGAAGAGACGACUUUUACUGGAUACGGGAAAGGCUGUCAAGAUGUUAAUGAAUGUGACUUCAGUCCAUGUGGUUCUCAUGCCAGCUGUAGGAACACAGUGGGAAGUUAUAUCUGUACAUGUGACCCUGGCUUUAUAUCAUCGUCUGGAGGCAACAGAAUGCAUGACACCGAUAGAUGCAUCAAAUUUGACUGUCCUUCUGAUGAAGUUGCCAAAUGUUCAUCCGCAACCAUGGAGACAGAGUGGAUACAGGGAAACAGUUCAGCUCCUGAGCAUGAUGAUCCAACCUGCUCAUUCAUCAGCUUCUUCCGUGCCUAUAAUGUGUGUGAAAAACUGCACAGUCAAGAGGACUUUGAUUUUGAGGAGAACCUGAAGAACCUCACCUCGCUAACAGAGGAGCUGCUCAGAAACCAGUCCCACUUGGAAAAUCUGGGCGGGCAGGAUCGACAGAGAGCCCUGGAGGUAUCCUUACAGACCAUUGAAAGCUCAGUGAUGGCCUUGGCGUACACACUCAGUGAUCAGGAAAAGAAGAACAUGGCGUUUGGAAAUAUCGAGGUUGAAAUGGAGGUGCUACGAGGACGUAACUUUACACACGAGGAAACUGCAUCGCUGUCGGCGAAGGGGAACCAGAUGAACAUCCACUGGCGGGCGGUUACUGACAGAGAGGAUUCUGGUUUCGCCAGCGUGGCGCUCAUCGCCUUCUCGGAGAUGGAGUCGGUGCUGAACGGCUCCUUGGACAGUGAUGGUGGCCUGUCCCUGAAUUCUCACGUUGUGACCGUCACCUCCUCCCACAAGGGCAGGCAGGCCCUCGCUGAGCCUGUUAACAUCACCUUCCGGAACGAGCGAGAGAAGAAGCCUCGAGUCAAAGUUGUCUGCAUCUCCCUGAACCGUACAAGAAGCAGAAACCAUUGGUCCCAGCAAGGCUGCACUGUGGUAAAUUCGAACACCACACACACGAUGUGCAGGUGCACGCACCUAACCAGCUUUGCAGUGCUGAUGGCACUGUAUGAGACCCAGGAUCCCUGGCAUCUGCUGAACCUCAGUCUGAUUUCGUACGUUGGAAUAAGCAUCUCCCUCGUGUGCCUCGUUAUUUCAUUCCUCACCUUCCUGAUCUGCCGUACAAUCCAAGGCACGCGCACCACCAUCCAUGCCCACCUGUGCCUGUGUCUGUUUCUGGCGGAGCUGCUGUUCCUCGUCGGUAUCUCUCAAACCAGUAACCAGCUUGUCUGUGCGAUCAUCGCUGGAUUUCUACAUUACUUCUUCUUGACUGUGUUUGCCUGGAUGUGCCUGGAAGGGAUACAGCUCUACCUGAUGGUGGUGAAGGUUUUCAACGCGGGAUGCCUCAGGAAACGGCACAUCCUCCCAUUUGGCUACGGGCUGCCUCUCCUAGUUGUUGGGAUCUCCGCUGCCGUGCGUCACGAGGGCUAUGGAACAAGCAAGCACUGCUGGCUGUCCCUGGAUAAACAUUUCCUGUGGAGCUUCCUGGGACCGGUCUGUGCUAUUAUAAUGAUCAAUAUAGUCUUCUACUGCAUCACCCUGGUCAAGUUAGCAAAGAAAAUGUCCUCCAUUCAGAAAGACGCCCCAAAACUGAAGAUGUUCAGGUCCUUUACAGUGACAGCGAUCGCUCAGUUAUUUCUCCUCGGCUGUACCUGGAUAUUUGGGAUUUUCCACUUUCAGAAAGAAACCAUCACUAUGGCGUAUAUAUUCACCAUCAUUAACAGCCUACAAGGAGCAUUCAUCUUCAUUCUUCACUGUCUACUCAACAAACAGGUGAGGGAUGAAUACCGGAAAUGGUUCCCAUGCUGCUUGAAGCCCAUUUUGUACUCCGAGUUCAUCCAAUCGUCCAUGGUCCCAAUGAUCAGUCUGCAGUCGAAGAACAGCUCAACAUAUCAGAUCAGAGACAGCAGCUGUCACAACGCAGCAUGAACAACCUCUCCCUGGCCCAGACCGUCUGGAGAUGGGACUGCCAUGCACUUUAUCACUAGGAUUUUGCUGGGAUGGGUCCUCUCAGGGAAUAUUGUGUGGGAUCUUCCAUUGGGAUGCUGUUUCUGAGCAUUCCCAAUGGUCCUAAAGAGCCCUAAAAAUGGGUUGGCCUGAGCAACUACCCCAUGAUGGAGUGAUUCGAAUUGAAAUGAACUGGAUGAGGAGAUCCAUGUUUGAGAUGUGCAUUCAACAUCAAUGUUACCUUUCAGGGGGAACUUCUUUUUCUGUCAUGAGUUUUGCAUUGUACAGUAACAGUUUACCAUGAGCUGUUGAAACUUCAUGUAUGUUAAGGAGUUAUAUGAAUGAUUCUGACUGAACAUGCUUGAUAGCUCAUCCUACCCAUUGAGUUCUGUGCUGCUGUACUUUAUUAUCCUAACAUUUUGAGUUACAUUUUCUGCUCCGCACUUUCUCUCAACUUUGUAAAUAAACAUGCCGCAAUCUAAAGGAAA
Hemiscyllium ocellatum (epaulette shark) is the source of this 3272-nucleotide messenger RNA. RefSeq names its product adhesion G protein-coupled receptor E2-like. Gene Ontology annotation, cellular component: membrane. Gene Ontology annotation, molecular function: calcium ion binding; G protein-coupled receptor activity. NCBI's taxonomy places the organism in Eukaryota, Metazoa, Chordata, Chondrichthyes, Orectolobiformes, Hemiscylliidae. Bases 34 to 2766 code for a protein of 910 amino acids. Gene Ontology annotation, biological process: adenylate cyclase-activating G protein-coupled receptor signaling pathway; cell surface receptor signaling pathway. The record is from RefSeq and is a predicted model, not a curated record. The transcript is spliced from 21 exons.